AUGGCUCAAGCCAUUUCGAUUGAAGGUGGGCCUUCGUCCCGCGCCAAACAGUGGCGGUCCACACCUGGAGUGGACGAGCCACUGCGUGCGAGAUUCGGCGACAUGGGGUGCGUGGACUCCAAAUCACCCAAUCCCACUGAGUCGUGCAGCAUCGACAAUCCCGCCACUGCCGUGUCAAAAGGUAAUCAGUCUGCUCCAGCAAGCCCGGGGUCGUCGACGCAGAGUACCAGAACAGGCUCGAAGUCGGAUUCCAGGAUGUCGACCUCGUCGGUGGCUUCCGAGCGGUCCAGGGAGAGCAUAUUGGGCAGGUUUGCCUUUGCGAAGGGGGACAAAGCUCUGCUGGGCGAGGGCACGUCGAGCGUGUGCUACCUUGGCAGCGACGUGGAGACUGGGGAUGCCGUGGCGAUCAAGGUGUACAAGCCCUCCAGGAAGGGGUCUGCCACGCUCGCCAAGUUCAAGCGCCAGGUCAGCGUGCUGCAGGAGCUGCAGCGGCCCCUGGAGAGGCCCGCGGAGGAGGCGCUCUGGUGCGAGGAGCUGGCCAGCGCCGACCCCGCCGACCUCUUCCUGAAGCUCUUGGACUUCUCCAAGGAUUCCGACGGGGAGCCGGCUCCGGACCAGGCGGACGGCCGCCUGUACAUCGUGACUGAAUUGGCUCAGUGCACCUUGAAGGACUGGUUGCGGCUGAGGAGCCAGAGGAGCUCCCCGCUGUCCGCCGAGAGCGUCCGCAAGAUCGCCGGGGAGGUCGUGCUGGCCACGGCCUGGCUACACGCUAAAGGCUUCGUCCACCUCGAUAUUAAGCCAGAGAACAUCAUGAUGUGUGGCGGCCGGUGGAAGCUCAUCGACAUGGACGGCUGUGUGCGCGCUGGCUCGGUAAUCAAGAUGUACAAUAGCUCAGUCUCAUUCUCACCAUGCUAUUGCGCCCCAGAGUUUGCCCGCCUGGUUGUGAAAGGCAGCAGCAUGGUGGUGAAGCCAAGUAUGGACGCGUGGAGCGUGGGCAUGACGAUUGCUGAGCUGGUCAACUUGUGCCCCCUGCUGCGGGCAAAGUACCAGCAGAUCAGCGCUGGCCAGUCGGCCCAGGCAGGCACCAUGUCAUUUCUGAAGUGGCUCGGGGCCAUGCAGGCCAUGGGGCUACCGAGGCGUCCCGCAUGGUCACAGGAGGGCCAGUUCAAGGCCCUGCUGUACACAUGUCUGCUCGUGCCCGACCCGGAGUUCCGGAACACGCUGGCGCAGAGCCUGCGUGCCCCGUACUUUCGACGGCAGAACAUGGGCUGA
Messenger RNA from Prorocentrum cordatum, 1272 nucleotides. NCBI's taxonomy places the organism in Eukaryota, Dinophyceae, Prorocentrales, Prorocentraceae. The record is from the annotation of a GenBank genome assembly.